Schistosoma haematobium is the source of this 7838-nucleotide messenger RNA. Its product is annotated as DEAD (Asp-Glu-Ala-Asp) box polypeptide 23, variant 2. Gene Ontology annotation, cellular component: catalytic step 2 spliceosome. The transcript is spliced from 6 exons. Gene Ontology annotation, biological process: mRNA splicing, via spliceosome. The record is from RefSeq and is a predicted model, not a curated record. NCBI's taxonomy places the organism in Eukaryota, Metazoa, Platyhelminthes, Trematoda, Strigeidida, Schistosomatidae. The coding region runs from base 1103 to 2002 and encodes 299 amino acids. Gene Ontology annotation, molecular function: RNA helicase activity; ATP binding; RNA binding.
CUCCCUUACGAUGAGCGUUUAAAACGCCUAAACAUUUCCCCUUGUCGUAUCGUAAGACGCGAUGUGACCUUAUACUGGCAUUUCGUAUCUUUAAUUAUGAUUUGGGUGUUAAUAUGUUUUAUCUUUUUGCUCCCCCCAGCACUAAUAAUCUCCGAGAUGGUUCACAAAGUACGAUCUAAUAAACUUAAAGUGGGGUCCCAUUUUUCUCAUUGAGUAGUCAAUGACUAAAACGCCUUACCCGAACAAGUGGUAUCAGGCUCAUCAGUCAAUAUCUUCAAGGAAAAGCUGGACCUUCACUGUAGGGCAACCUGUCAAGAUUAACACAGGUUCACCAAUCUACUAUCCUUAUCACUGAAAACCGAAGACUGUGCAAACACACCCGUUUGUCCCAUGAUAUCAGCCUAAUCAAUGAAUAGAUGUCAGAAAAAUAAGUUGUUAACAGGAAUAUCUAUUGCAAGGAUUUCAACAUAUUAGGAGAAUUAGUAUCCUAAUGAAUGUAGACCAAUUGAAUCUUUGAAAAAUUAAGUGAACGAUUUGUCGUCGAAGCUACAGUAACUUAAUGGACAACGGUGAUAUCAAUCUUGAAGAAGGGGAGCUUGAUGUAGAUCUCAGCGAUGAGGAGGGAUGCAAGUUGAAAAAUGAAAAGUGAGCACCAAUAUCGUUAACCUAAAAUUUCUUCAGUGAUUUAAGAAAGGAAGAAAAGCUAGAUAAAGAAUCUGAAGUAAAAAAGCACAAGAAGAAAGAAAAAAAGGCUAAGAAGGAAAAGAAGCAUAAGAAGAAAAAGAAAAAACAUAGGCAUGACAACAAGGAAAAAUGGUACUCUUCGUUAAUCUUACUUACCUUUAGUUCUCUUAAUAAUGGUGAUGUUGUUCAACCACCUGUGAAUGAAGCAAAGGUAGAAGAUCUUGGAAGUCCCAAAAAAGAAAUUAAUGACAUCCCAUAUGUUCCAAAACGCGUUCCUAUCUCUCUGGAGGAGCUGAUUUUAAAAAGGAAGGCGGAAGAGGCAGAAUUAAUCAAACCGAAAUUUAUAUCUAAGGAGGAGCGUAUUCAACAAGCCAUCCAAAGAAGACAAGCUGAAGUUCAAGCUCAACGUGAAAAACAGAUGGAGGCCUUCAAAAAACAGACGGAAUAUCUCGAAGGAGCUAAAGAUCUGGAACGAAAGAGACGCGCAGAAGAUUUUCAAGAAAGAAUGAGGCAGCACAGAAACUUUAGAAAUACUGGCAAACGAGCAGCUCAAGAAGAAGGUCCAGGUGAUAAGGUAAACAUUUCACAAGAAGAACAAGCUAUCAAAGAGCGCUACUUGGGUCAAAAGCGUCUGACUAAGCGUCGACCGAGGCGACUUAAUGAGAGGAAAUUUGUAUUUGACUGGGAUGUCGCCGAUGAUACUAGCCAGGAUUACAACCCGCUUUACAAAGAAAAGCAUCAAAUCCAGUUUUUUGGCCGUGGACAUAUUGGUGGUAUUGAUAUUAAGCAACAAAAAAAAGAAAUUGGACGUUUUUACUCAAAGCUGUUAGAAAGCCGCCGUUCUGACACCCAGAAAGUUCAAGAAAAGAAACGUCUAAGUGGUGUGGCAAAGCGUGAAGCUAAGCAGAAAUGGGAUGACAGGCACUGGACAGAAAAGGCCCUUGAUCAGAUGACUGAACGCGACUGGCGAAUCUUUCGCGAAGAUUUUAAUAUAUCUACCAAGGGAGGUAACAUUCCAAACCCCCUCAGGUCUUGGGCGGAAAUGAAUGUUGCUGAUGAACUUAAGGAUGUAAUUAAAAAGGUUGGUUAUCCUGAACCAACACCAAUUCAACGCCAAGCAAUACCAAUAGGUCUGCAAAACCGUGAUAUUAUUGGUGUUGCAGAAACAGGUUCAGGGAAGACAGCAGCUUUCCUCAUACCCCUGUUGAAUUGGAUUCAGCGACUUCCAAAACUGGAGAGACUUGAGAGCAAGGACCAUAUGCUAUUAUUAUGGCUCCUACUAGAGAGUUGGCACAGCAAAUUGAGGAAGAAACAGUGAAAUUCGGUCGACCACUGGGAAUCAAGACUGUUUCGUUGAUUGGUGGCCUCUCGCGUGAAGAUCAAGCAUUAAAGCUUCGAAUGGGCGCCGAAAUAGUUAUUGGUACUCCUGGUCGUUUAAAUGAUGUCCUAGAAAACCGGUAUAUGGUACUCAACCAAUGUACUUACAUCGUUUUGGAUGAAGUAAGUACUGAUAUUUUAGAACAUUCAAAGUCGGACAGUUUUUGGCUUUUUUUGUUAUUAAAUGAUGGUCUAGUAGAUGUAAAGCUAACUUACGCCUGUCACCCCUCAUGGAGGGGCAUAAGCCGCCUACCAGCACUCUCCAUCCAACCUUGUCCUGGGCAAUCCUUUCCAGUUGCUAUUUAUUCUUUUCAUGUCUGCUUCUGAUUUUUGACGUAGUGUGCUCAUUAACCUUCUUCCUUUCCCUUUACCUUCAGAAUUCCAAGUUAGCACUUGCUUCACGGUGCAGUUUGAUGAUUUCUCCAAUGUGUACCCUAUCCACUUCAAACGCCUUUUUCUAAUUUCCUCGUCAGCUGGAAGCUGGUUUGUUCUCUCCCAUAGUGGGCUGUUGCUGAUGUUAUCCGGCCGACGAACAUUCAGUAUCUUACGUAAACAAUUGUUUAUAAAUACUUCUACCCUUUUGAUGAUGGUUGUGUUAGUGAUUUGGUCUGUGCACGACCGAUCCUUACGGAAUCCAGCUUGUUGAUCUCGAAGUUGAACGUCUACCGAAAUCUUUCAUGUGGUUCAGCAACGCACUGUUAAAAACCUUUCCUGAUGCUCAGAGUUUCAAUAGAGACCUAUUCCUUAUGACGGUGCUUGUUGUGGUCCAGAACCCCCUGACACGUUAAAGUCAAUGCUUCUUUGAUCCCUCUCCCGUUGUCUUCCAUAGUAGUUUCGCAUUCUUCGAGUAAUUCUUCCAAGGCUCGAAAAUUAUUGCUGAGAGUUAUCUUGAAUUCGUCGAGCUUGUAUCUCGAAGGAAGGCUGUAUGAAGCCUUUUUAAUGCUGCUUAUCCAGUUGUCCGGUGCUUCUUUAGCUUCAGUUCCAUCUUAACCACAGCCAGGUGGUGAUCUGAAGCUAUGUCAACUUCUCUCCUGGUUCUCACGUCUUCCAUUGUCUUUCUGAAGUGUUUUAGUCACCCCGAUCUAGUUCUCUGUAGUGUGGUCGAGUGAGAUCCAUGUAGCUUUGUGCAUGUGUCUGUGUGGGAAUGUUGUACUACCUAUAACCAAUUUGUAAGUUUCUCACCAUUCUUGUCCGUUUCUCCUAUUUAGUCCAUGUCGUCUCAUGAUAUCUUCAUACCUGGUGUCGUCCAUUCCGACUUUAACAUUUAAGUCUCUCAUCAGAAUGUUCAGGUUCUUUGCUGUGUUUCUUCGCGAUCGAUUUCAGCCUUCUGUAGAACCGAUCUUUAUCAUCGUCAUUACUAUAAUUGGCGUGGGCAUAAUGUUGAGUAAUAUUCGUCGUAAUUCCCUCCUUUGUUUUGAAUGAUGCUUCGAUGAUCCUGGAUUCAUGAGAUUCUCAUUUUAUGAGUGCUCUUCGUGCUUCAUUGGACAGCAUCAGUGCAACUGCUUGUGUGUACGAAACAUGUUUUUCUUUGUGACCAGAGUACAACAGCAUCUCUCGCGUACCUAACGUUUGCUGUCCAGCUUGGGUGUAAUGGGUUUCACUGAUUCCGAACACCGCUCAGUUGUAUCUCCUCAUUCCCACAGCUAUUUGAUUGGUCCUUUCUGUCUCCCAUAUUACCCGGACAUUCCAUUUGCCUACGUUAAUCGUUGUUCUGGUUGUAAGAAAAGGCGUCGGCCUCGUGAUCUCCGAAGGAUCUCGGCUUUCAACAAGAGGUGUCAGAAUUCUUCCUUCAACUUGGAGGGCCGAGCGUAAAUGGUUUAAAUUGUUUAUACUGGUUAGCGUUUUUGGCAAGAUUGUUUUCUAUGAGAUAGAGUUGCUGAUCCCAUGCACAACCAUUCUCCUAUACCAGGUCUAGUGACCGGUAGUCACCCUAGAGGACCUUCAGUUCUAGGUAGAAUUAAAGUGUUAUUUUGCGAUGAUAAAUUGCAUGUUUAAUUUGUAAUCCUUCAUCGAUUAUACCUGAGAUUUGUUUUUCGUUUACAGAGUUGUUAACUUUAUGAUGGUUAGCAUUUGAGCAAGUUGGAUGGUAUUAUGUUGAAAUCUAUUUGUAAUCCAUUAAGUCGUUUCCAACACAAUUGUGUAUAAGAUGGAAAAACAGUAAUAAUAAAUUAAAUGCACAGGUACUAGCUACACAGUUUUCAGGUUUCAUCUAACAGAAACCCCUCGCUUAUGUUUUAAGGAUUUCAGAACAAUGAGGUUGAUUUCGAUCAAUUAUAUGGAAAAAACCCGGUACUUUCAUCUAAACUAUCGGAGUCAGUUCAUUGUUCUUAAUUGUUGGUGUUAGGUUAAAUUAUUUAUGUAGAUCGGCAUACCAUGAUAUGUGCCUUCGCCAUCUGAUUGUAAAUGUUUAUGAAUUUUAAUUAUUUCUGGCGUUUUUAAAUUAACAGGCUGAUAAAAUGAUUGAUAUGGGUUUCGAACCUGAAGUCAACAAUAUUCUCACAUAUUUACCAGUUACAAAUGAAAAACCUGAUAAUGAAGAUGCUGAAGAUGAUUCGAAGCUAUUAAGCAAUUUUGCAACAAAGCAUAAGUAUCGUCAGACUGUCAUGUUCACAGCCACCAUGCCUCCAGCAGUUGAACGUCUUGCUCGUUCCUAUUUAAGGCGACCUGCAAUGGUGUAUAUUGGAAGUGCUGGUAAACCCACAGAACGAGUGGAACAGAUUGUUUAUAUGGUUUCAGAACAAGAGAAGAGGUAGUUUUUUCAUACUGAUAAUAAUCAAAUGUUUAUAGCUAAGUCGAUUUCCUUUUGGUUAUAAAUUUAAAUAUUCCAAGACUAACAAAUCUGACACCACUUUUACUUACAUGCUCCAGAUUAUCAUUGUUUAUUUUCUACAUUGGUUUUCGGUAGUGUCGCGAAUCAUUAGUACAAUUGAUAAAUUGCAGCUGGCACUUAUAAAACCGUAUUUAUUGAAAAUUUAAUCUUAAUAUGUUGUGCUCGCUCUGAUUUAUAAGAAACGAUUUUAGUCAUGUCGAUAAUUCUUGUGGAGAACUGACUGCUAGGCCAAAGACAGACUCAAUCUAUUUUUAUUGAAUGCAAUAAAACUAGUUACUUUAUCAAUAACAAGUAUAUUAAUCUUCACGACUUCAUUGUCUCUAUAUCUGUGAUGAGUGCUGAAGACGGGAACUUUCAUUUUAACAUCUGUUGUCCUGUUAACAUAAUUUGUUAAUGAGCUCCAUACCUGUAUUUCGAUUUACUGAAAGAAAAGUGCAGUAUCCUAAUCGAUUAAUAGUACAGACAUACUUUCUGUCUCCAUUAAAAUACUAAAUGUUGCUUCAGAAUUGUUCUGCGUGAACUUAUGGUAGGGAGUGGAGUUGUUGAGCGUAUCGACCACUUCGUAAAGAUUUUAUCACCUCUUGUGGGUUUGUAUCUGAAGAAACAAUAUUUAGACAAAUUAUACCAAUAUAUGAAGUUGUGAAAAGUAUCACAUAAUAUGGACUUAUGUUUUGAUGUUUAUGAACUGGGAGAAAUAGCUUCUGAACAAUUCUUAUUAACGGAUUCCCGAUGUCUUUGUGCGUUUCCCUAGAUCUAUUUUUCUCAUUCAAAAGUGAGUUAUUACAAAUUGUUUUUAAAAACUAAGUAUCUUAAACUACAAGUUCUUGUAGGCCUAAAACUUGGAUUAUUUAGUUUGUUGCUAAAUCUAGAGCUUUAUCCACGAACGCCUUAACAUCAAAAUGACUUAAAUCUCAUUUUUGCAGGAGAAAACUAUUAGAAAUACUUGCUGCAGGACUUGAUCCACCUGUAAUCAUUUUUGUCAAUCAGAAAAAAGGCGCAGAUGUACUUGCUAAAGGACUAGAAAAACUUGGAUACAGUGCUGUUGUUCUACAUGGUGGCAAAGGACAGGAACAAAGAGAAUAUGCCUUGGCAAGUUUAAAGUCUGGUCAAAAGGAGAUCUUAGUUGCAACUGAUGUUGCCGGUCGUGGUAUUGAUAUCAAAGAUGUGUCAAUGGUUAUAAACUAUGACAUGUCUAAAACUAUUGAUGGUAAGCUAAUAAUUCUUUCGCUGUUUACUUAGAUUAUUUAUUUGUUUAAACAUAGACAUUCGUACAAGGAAACAUCAAAUAUACAUGUGGCACACAAGUCAUCUGGUUUGUGUGAGGGCUGGUUUUCUCAAGGGGCUAUCCUUAGAGCCUUUGACCUAAAGGUCUAAUGUACAAGGCAGUGGAGCGACGUAAGGAAAUGCAGUCUCAUGGUAGUCGUUGAACAACAAUAGGUUCAUACGCUUUUUGUUUCAUCAGGAUCCUGGAGCGCACAUGCACCAUUGGUUUGAAAUCAGGGCUUUCGAACCCCCCUAUAUGGGUCCCCCGUAUCAACCAUCCUGAUUAAAGCACCAGAGGUCCGCUUUUCGUCCUCUAACUUUUGUAGAAAUACCCCUUGGCUCGAGAAGGCAGUGAGUAGGACUUCCCUGGCAGCGACCGUAUACGCGUGGUCAUGUGAGAGCAUUUUAAGAGGGAGAGCAGUCUCCCCACUCGCGGUCAUACCAGGGCAUUUGGGGGCAUUUACUUUGAUACAUUCUGCACUCGAUAUAAUAGUGGUAUUUAAAUUAAUUAGUCUUCUUAACUUUCAAUUGUAAAGUCAUAUAACUCUUCAAAGUCUGAGAUGCAUUUUAUCGUUGACAGAUCACUCUUUUGGUGUCAAGACAUUGUAUAGAAACUCUUCUGCAUACUGUAUCAAAGGGUGUUAUGGUACAAACUUAAGCUAAACAUUCUUUGCAGAUAUCACAUCUUCAGUGAUUUUGAAUGGUGGGCUUUAAUCUCAACACGACUGUCAUUCAGGGAUCCUUAUAAUCUGAGUGAAUUAACUUUGAUAUUUAUGAUGACACCAUAGCUUUGUCUUCUUAGAAAACCUUUGUGUUACAUGUCUCAAUGACCUGGUCAGUUUCGUCCCUCUUCUUUCUUGAAUUAUUGUUGACAGUAUGUAUGACCUCAAAUUUACCUUCUCUGUAACUAAAUGAACGGACUGUCCAAUACACUUAUGUGACUUUUGGACACAUAUUUCUCGCUCAUUCAUGUAAAUAUAUCUAAGUCCCUAAUUGAAAUGUUUGUGCGAUUAUUUACAUGAACUCAGCAUAACUUUAUUUAAUGAUUAGUAAGUUUUACACUGCGUGUUUCUCUGCUUAGAAUAUGUACAUCGUAUUGGGCGUACUGGACGUGCUGGUAAAUCUGGUAUUGCAAUCUCACUACUUACAAAAGAAGAUGCCCCUGUAUUUUAUGAUUUAAAACAAUUAUUAAUUCAAUCUCCUGUGUCAACGUGUCCUCACGAGCUUGCCAAUCAUCCGGAUGCUCAAACAAAGCCAGGUAUACUAGCUGCGAAAAAACGACGCGCAGAAGAGACAGUUUACAUUACAUAAAGAAAUAGACUUGAUUUUCAUUGUCUGCAAUUUUUAUGCUGGUUUGUAAAUACAGAGUAUAUUCCAACAAGUAUUCAUUCCAUCCUAUCGUUUUUGUACGUUAGUCCCACUUUUUCAGUGUGUUUGUACAUAAAAGCAUAAAUUUUUGAUAAAAAGCUGACACUUGCUGUUUUUUGUCAACUAGUGGUGGGUCCCGUCAUAUUUUCUCGCUUCAAAAAGGCAUAUUUAAAGUUAACGCUUAAUAUAGUUUUCAGCACGUGCUAAUAAUAGUCAAAAUAUCAACUCAUCAGUUGUUUAACAUCAGUGGUAUUACAUACCCAUAAAUGGGAAAUAGAUAGUCGAACGCUAUACAUUGAAUCAUUAUCCACAACCU